AUGUUCUCUUUUCUUUUUUUCUUUUUCUUUCCUUUCGUUCUUUCUUUCCUUCCUUUCUUUCCAUUUUUCUCAUCUUCUUUUUUCUCUUUUCAUCCUUCCCAUGUUUCUUUCCUUUUAUCUUUCUAUCUUUCUUCCUUUUUUUUCUUUGCAUUUUUCUUAUCUUCUUUUUUCUCUUUUAAUAUUUUCUCUCUUUUUUCCCUUUCUUUCUUUCCAUUUUCUCAACGUCUUUAUCUUUAUACUUCCAAUAUUUUAUCUUCAUUCAUUCUGUUAAUUCUCGCUUUCUUCAUAUGUAUUAUUCGUUCUAUAUAUCAUUUUUCUUUCUUUCUUUCUUUCUUUCUUUCUUUCUUGCAUUCAUUUUAUCUCAAUGUCUCCCUUACCAUUCAUUUUAAUCUACAUUUAAUCAGUCAUUCAUCAUCUCGUUUUAUUGGCACUUGUUCUUCCCAGUGUAUAUGGCUUUAUCUUCAUUCAUUCAUUUCUUUUCUUUCUGAAAUAAUUCUUUGCGUUACAGAAUUCUUUCUUUCAUGCAUUCUUUAUUUAUAUUAUUCAUCUCUUACUUCUCACUUUCUUUUGACUUAUUUCUUUUCUUUCCACAUUUAUUUCUUCAUUCAUUCUUUUCUUUCUUUCUUUACCUUAUUUCUUGUUACUUUCUUUUUUUCCACAUUUCUUCUGCUUUUCCUUGUUUUUUUUUUUACAUUUUUUUCUUUCUUUUUUUUCUUACUUUGCCUUGCUUUUUGUUAUUUUCAUUCUUCCACAUUUCUUUCUUUUUUUCUUUCUAUUUGCCUUAUUUCUUGCUAUUCUUUCUUUUACUUCUUUCUUCAUUUCUUCCUUCCAUCCUUUCUUUCUUUCUUUAUUUCUUUCUUCCUUUCUUUCUUUCUUUUCUUUUCUUUUUUUUUCUUUGCCUUGUUUCUUGUUAUUGUCCCUUCGUCUUGUUUCAUGUUAUUCUUUCCUCUUAUUCUUUUUUUUCUUUUUCUUUUUUCUUUCUUUCUUUCUUUCUUUCUUUCAUACUUCUUUCUUUCUUUAUUUCUUUCUUUCUUCCUUUGCCUUGUUUCAUGUUACUGUCUUUCCCCUAUAUUCUUUCUUUCUUUCAUACUUCUUUCUUUCUUUAUUUCUUUCUUUCUUUCUUUGCUUUUUUUCUUGGUACUGUCCUUCGUCUGUAUUCUUUCUUUCUUUUUUCUUUCUUUCUUUCUUUCUUCCUUUCUUUCUUUCUUUCUAUACAUCAACUAA
Messenger RNA from Acanthosepion pharaonis, 1224 nucleotides. The record is from the annotation of a GenBank genome assembly. NCBI's taxonomy places the organism in Eukaryota, Metazoa, Mollusca, Cephalopoda, Sepiida, Sepiidae.